AUGGUUUCACUAGAGCAUAACCUAAACUCAGAACUGGACAUAAAUGAGGAAGAGAGUCGUGACCAAAGGAUAUUAGACCACGAAGUAGCAAAGGAGCUUGAAAGUCAGUCAUCACAACCAGUAGCUCAGACGCAAUCUAAAAAGAAACACCAGAUUCCCAAAAUGUAUGGGGUGUAUCUACUUAAUUCACUGACCAAAGAGCAGUGCUUUUAUGUUGGAUCUACACCAGAUCCUGUGCGUAGGCUAAGACAGCAUAAUGGUGAGCUGAAAUGUGGGGGUGCCUACAGAACCAAAAAACAAGGAUUUAGACCUUGGAGGAUAAUUUUUUAUGUCUAUGGAUUCCCAAGCAAGAUUAGUGCGUUACAAUUUGAGCAUGCAUGGCAACAUGCAUAUCAGACGAGACACAUCGCAGUGGAAAAACGGUUGAACCCAGGGAAAAGGAGUACUGGAAGUGGUACGAGUUUACAUGGCAAGCUGGCAAAUUGUCGAUUGUUGCUUGCUUCAGAUUUUUUCAGACGGUUAGGAUUAAGUGUGGUGAUGUUCAACGAAAAAGUUUACAAUGCAUGGCUUAAAAAUAGGUAUAAUAUCAGCAUUCCAGCAGAUAUACGAGUUGAUGUUAUGCUAAAAACCGAAGACCUGGAUGAUGUAGUUAUCAGAGGUGGUAAUUAUAAACAGCUACGGGAUUUUAUGAGUUCUGCAAUCGAGGUGAUAGACAAGUAUAUUAGCAAAUGUGAAACCGUGUAUGAUGGUGGGAAAACGCUGCAGGAAUGUCUGAUAUGUAAAACAUCGGUGGGAGUCGUUGACAACAUUAAAGUUUUAUGUAUAUGCACAUUUAAAGACUGUGAUGCCGUAUACCAUAUGGAUUGCCUGGCAAAGAAGUUUUUAAGUGAUGCAGGUGAAGAAAGCCAGACUUUGCCGAGAAGUGGGAAAUGUGUAAAGUGUCAAAAAGUUAAUUCUUGGAAUUUAUUAAUGAGGGGAACUACAUAUAUGCAGAAUAAAUAUUCAAAGAAAGAGUAA
Molecule: messenger RNA, 1017 nt
Organism: Pichia kudriavzevii
Lineage: Eukaryota; Fungi; Ascomycota; Pichiomycetes; Pichiales; Pichiaceae
Exons: 1
Coding region: 1-1017 (338 amino acids)
Biological process (GO): double-strand break repair via homologous recombination
Cellular component (GO): Slx1-Slx4 complex
Molecular function (GO): crossover junction DNA endonuclease activity; 5'-flap endonuclease activity
Source: RefSeq, a predicted model, not a curated record